AUGUCUUCUACUUCCUCUUUUUCGAGCUCUUCCCCCCGCGUUGGGGAAACGAUAAGCAAAUGGGGCUAUUCGUUCAAGUGGACUGAUAGUCACCUCGCCCAGGACACCAUCAAGCCCUUGCGCCAGGAGUACGAUACCCUCGGUGCAGCGGCCCUGGAGCGAAUCCAAGCGGUUCGUGCUGCCCUGCUCGAAGAAAGCAAAGCGAAAGGCACGCCUCCACCCCCAAAUGACCUCUACAUCCUUCUUCGAGACCACCACGGCGAAGACGAGACGCUGUCCCAGUUUUGGAAUGAGCUCCAUACCGUUCCUGACUGGGUAGACUGGGAACAACUCGAACGAGGCCAGAGGUUCUUCUACCGGUAUGCUAUUGCAAAUAUAGUCGGCUUUGCGCUGCAGGGGUUCAUGGCGGAGAAUUCGGCCGCCUCAGGAGUCGUCGAAGUCCUCGUCCGAACCGGCGGCUUCUCCACCCGCAUGCUCCUCGGACGACUGCUCGAGACCUUCCAGUGGCUCGUGCAAGUCACUCACAGCCUGGCCGCCAUCCAGCCCGGAGGAGACGGGCACACUGCAACGAUCCGCGUCCGACUCCUCCACUCCGCAGUCCGCCAACGAAUCCUCAAGCUCUGCGAGCGAAAACCCGAAUACUACGCCGUCAGCCACCACGGCAUCCCAAUCAACACCCUCGACUCUAUCCACUCCAUCGCCACCUUCAGCUGCAACCACAUGUGGCUCCAGCUGCCCAAGUUCGGAGUCAAGCCUUCCCAGCACGAGAUCGACGACUAUAUCGCUCUCUUCCGGUACCUGGGCUACCUGCUCGGCACGCCAACGGCCUUCUUCGAGACAGCCGAGAAAGCAAAAGUGACCAUGGAGAGCUGCUACCUGCAUGAGCUGCGCAUAACGGAGACUUCGCGAGUGGUGGCGUACAACUUUGUGCAGUGCGUGCAGAAUCUGCCGGCCCCGUUCCAUGUGUCUAGGGGUUUCAUUGAAGCGGGCAGUCGGUGGAUAAACGGUGAUGAACUCUGCGAGGAGCUUGGUCUUGGGCGGCCGGGGGUGUUGCACUAUCUUGCUUUCGCGGGGCAUUGUAUGCUGGUUGUAUUUAUGGCUUGGCUGCAGCGGCUUGUUCCUGGGCUUGAUGGCUUUGUGAUCAAUUAUGUUCCGCAAGAGGGCAAGAAAACUGGAAGGGAGGCAUAUCAGGCGGGCAGAAAAGUUCAGACCGGUCAGACGAGUCACGUAUGGAUGGGCCUGUUUGAGGUUAUAUUCUUGUUUGUGGUCCUUGUCUUCGGUGGUCUCGCUGUGGCAGGUAUUCUAGCAGGUGGGCUACGGGUACUUGAGUUGAGUGGAAGAAGAGUAGUAUAA
Molecule: messenger RNA, 1353 nt
Organism: Aspergillus viridinutans
Lineage: Eukaryota; Fungi; Ascomycota; Eurotiomycetes; Eurotiales; Aspergillaceae
Product: oxygenase MpaB family protein
Exons: 3
Coding region: 1-1353 (450 amino acids)
Molecular function (GO): oxidoreductase activity
Source: RefSeq, a predicted model, not a curated record